AUGUGCAGGCCUGCAACGGCGGUACCCGCUGCAUGGCAUUGCCUUGCCCUAGCGGGGGGUGGCGGGACAGUGGGUCUGAUAGCUGUAUCCGGAUCAGCCUCCUUCCUGGCGCUCUGUCCAUAUCUACCCGCACCCGUGAGCCGGCUGGGGCUGCACGAGCACAGCUUCAACAAGCACCUCCAGCUCAGCCUGCGUCCCGCCGGCUCGCUGUACUUCGGCUGGCUGGGCUCGUGCCUGCAGAUGCUGGGAGGGCUGGCUCUGAUGGUCAGCUUAAAACGGCCCAAAUGCCACACCUGCCCCGCCUGCCCCGAGCUGCCCGCCUGCACCUGCCCCGGCCACAACAAGGCCAGCAUCGAUGUGUACGAAGUCAGCUGCUAA
Messenger RNA from Knipowitschia caucasica, 378 nucleotides. NCBI's taxonomy places the organism in Eukaryota, Metazoa, Chordata, Actinopteri, Gobiiformes, Gobiidae. The record is from the annotation of a GenBank genome assembly.